This is a messenger RNA of Ficedula albicollis (Collared flycatcher), 934 nucleotides long. It is a transcript of the gene DCAF11, whose product is annotated as DDB1 and CUL4 associated factor 11. The record is from RefSeq and is a predicted model, not a curated record. Gene Ontology annotation, cellular component: Cul4-RING E3 ubiquitin ligase complex. The transcript has 5 exons. NCBI's taxonomy places the organism in Eukaryota, Metazoa, Chordata, Aves, Passeriformes, Muscicapidae. Gene Ontology annotation, molecular function: protein binding. Gene Ontology annotation, biological process: proteasome-mediated ubiquitin-dependent protein catabolic process. Bases 212 to 934 code for a protein of 240 amino acids.
UAUAUGGCUGUGUGGGCGUGGUUUAACUCUCUCUAUUUCCAUAUAUGGCCACGUGGGCGUGGUUUAACCCUCUCUAUUUCCAUAUAUGGCGAUGUGGGCGUGGUUUAACCCUCUCUAUUUCCAUACAUGACCGUGUGGGCGUGUCCUCAGGCCGGCCGAGCGCCGCUUCGCCGUGUUCUCAUUGGCCGUGGGGCCCGAGGGGCGGGAGGUGAUGGGCGGGGCCAACGACGGCUGCGUCUACGUCUACGACCGGGAGGCGCAGCGCCGCGUGCUGCGGGUCCCCGCCCACGAGGAUGACGUCAACGCGCUGGCCCUGGCGGACCCGGGGGGCCAGCUGCUGCUGUCGGGGGGCGACGACGGCCUGGUGCGGGGCUGGGACCGGCGCUGCCUCCCCGAGGGGCCGGCGCUGAGCCUGGCCGGCCACCGCGACGGGCUGACCUUCCUGGACACGCGGCGGGACGGGCGCUACGUGGUCUCCAACUCCAAGGACCAGUCGGCCAAGCUGUGGGACCUGCGGCGGCCGGCGGGGCCCGGGGCGGUGGCGGCGGCGCGGAGAGCGGUGGCGCGGCAGAGCUGGGACUACCGAUGGCAGCGGGCGCCGCCUGUCAAUCAUUUCUCGCAGUUCUUCCGGGUCUGCCCGGUUUUCUCGCUCUUUGAUUGGCUGAUGCGCCUGUCAAUCACUUUGUAUUCGCAUUCCGAUUGGCUGAUCCGCUCUCCCCUAACCCUCAUUCCCAAGAUGGCGGCGUCCGAGGCGGUGGCGCUGCUGGACGCGCUGAAGGCGCAGGCCGACCCCGCCGGCCUCUCCCGGCUGCGCCGCCGGCGCCGCGCCCUCAGCUCGGCCGUGCUGCGGGAGCUGCGCGAGGAGCUGGGGGAGGGGCCCCUGGAGGAGGGGGAGGGGCUGCUCCGGGCCCCCCGACACGAGAUCCACAGGUGA